GCCUGCGAGAUAUAAGACUCAAGGAGAGCGGAGACUCGGUCCACACUAGGGUCCGGAGGAGCGAUGGUCACCCGGGAUCGAGCCGAGAAUAGGGACGGCCCCAAGAUGCUGAAGCCGCUCGUGGAGAAGCGGCGCCGGGACCGCAUCAACCGCAGCCUGGAAGAACUGCGGCUGCUGCUGCUGGAGCGGACCCGGGACCAGAACCUCCGGAACCCGAAGCUGGAGAAAGCAGAGAUACUGGAGUUCGCCGUGGGCUACUUGAGGGAGCGAAGCCGGGUGGAGCCCCCGGCGGCCGCACCUUCAGGGGUUCCCCGAUCCCCAGCCCAGGACGCCGAGGCGCUCGCCAGCUGCUACUUGUCGGGAUUCCGCGAGUGCCUGCUCCGCUUGGCGGCCUUCGCGCAAGACGCCAGCCCGGCCGCGCGCGCCCAGCUCUUCUCCGCGCUGCACGGUUACCUGCGCCCCAAGCCGCCCCGGCCGGAACCGGGAGAGCCCAGGCCCCCCGCGCCGCGCCUACCGCUGGACCCCGCCGCCCCAGCGCCCGGCCCCGCGCUCCACCAGCGCCCCCCAGUUCACAAGGGCCCCCCCAGCCCGCGCUGCGCGCGGUCCCCGUCCCCCUGCUCCCCUCGAGCCGGUGAUUCCGGCGCGCCGGCCCCCCUCACCGGACUGCUGCCGCCGCCGCCGCCUCACAGACAAGACGGGGCGCCCAAGGCCCCGCCGCCCCCGCCGCCCGCUUUCUGGAGACCUUGGCCCUGA
Dama dama (fallow deer) is the source of this 753-nucleotide messenger RNA. It is a transcript of the gene HES7, whose product is annotated as hes family bHLH transcription factor 7. Lineage: Eukaryota; Metazoa; Chordata; Mammalia; Artiodactyla; Cervidae. Gene Ontology annotation, cellular component: nucleus. Gene Ontology annotation, molecular function: protein dimerization activity; RNA polymerase II cis-regulatory region sequence-specific DNA binding; DNA-binding transcription factor activity, RNA polymerase II-specific. The record is from RefSeq and is a predicted model, not a curated record. The coding region runs from base 64 to 753 and encodes 229 amino acids. Gene Ontology annotation, biological process: regulation of neurogenesis; regulation of transcription by RNA polymerase II; anterior/posterior pattern specification. The transcript is spliced from 4 exons.